Molecule: messenger RNA, 962 nt
Organism: Scylla paramamosain (green mud crab)
Lineage: Eukaryota; Metazoa; Arthropoda; Malacostraca; Decapoda; Portunidae
Product: perlucin-like protein
Exons: 3
Coding region: 133-618 (161 amino acids)
Source: RefSeq, a predicted model, not a curated record
CCUGUGGGACAUAACAGGUGUGGAAGGUGUACUCCAAACCAGCACGCGAACUUAUCUUCCACUUGUUACUGUUAUAUAUUGGUACUCCCCUUGCAUUCAUCCUUACUCUUCCACCUCUCCGUGCCCUGCGACAUGAAAGUUUCCCUGGUGGUCGUGCUUGCUGCGGCCGCGUCUGUGGCAAAUGCAGGGUUUGUGUACAGGAGUGAUGGCUGUCCGGAGCCGUACGAGCGCCUGGAUGCCACGCGCUGUGUCCUGGCGGAUCCCUUCAAGCUGAGGAAGUUCAAAGAGGCCCUCGAAUUCUGCAGUGGUCACGACGGGAAUCUGGUAACUUACGACAACUGCCCCGACCAGCUUCUCAUAUGGGACUACAUACAUAGUGAAGAGACUCUAGCGUCCAAAUCAUACUGGAUGGGCGCGACAGACGAGGAAGAGGAAGGCACGUGGUUUUUCACACACGAGCAACGGGUUGUUCCGAUGGGUAACCCUUUCUGGAAGCACGGGGAGCCUUCUAUGAGCACCAACAACAACUGCGCCAUCCUCCAGGCUGCUGCCAACCACCGGUGGGUCGACAUCUCCUGCACCUCCUCCGCCAACGUCAUCUGCCUGAGGAACGGAUAAAGCUAACUACUGGACGUGUUAUGCCUCGAAAUGGAUGCUGAAGGAAGCCGCGCAUUCUGCAUUCAUUAAUUGUCAUGGUUUCUUAUUUUUUUUUCCUUAUGUUCGAGAAGUUAUGGCUAAAGACAGAGAGAAGUAGUGAAGAUGCCGGUCUUAAAAGAGAAUUAUUGUGGUACACUUCUCCAAAAUUAAUAUUGAUACAUUCCACACAAUUUUCAUUCCCCACUGUUCAUGUUUUCUGGUAUUCUUAUUAUGAAAAUGAACCGACAAAUUUCCAGACACUGAUUCCUUUGUUGGAUUGUAACUUUUGGUAUGGAGAAUAAAACUCGUAUCUGUAUUGAAUAUUA